Pecten maximus is the source of this 2417-nucleotide messenger RNA. RefSeq names its product protein sax-3-like. The record is from RefSeq and is a predicted model, not a curated record. NCBI's taxonomy places the organism in Eukaryota, Metazoa, Mollusca, Bivalvia, Pectinida, Pectinidae.
GUGAAAGUUAGGAUUGUCCAGGCGUGUCACACAACGGAAAAAAAUGAAGGACGGAAACUCUCACACCAUUUUCAUCGCAAUUUUCUGUAUCUUCCUCUCUCAUUUGGCAGCUUUCAUCGCCCUUUCUGUCUAUCAAAUCGAUCGGAUUACCAAAUUAGAGGAUCUUUUCCUGAAUGUUGAGAAAUCCCCAGAUGAUGUUAUUCAACUCAAAGACUUAAUAGAUAUUCUCAAGAAGCCGCAUAUAAAUGGCAAAGUUUCCAGGAGGAGUGUAUCGGCAAACCCCAUCUUAAACGAUUUUCUCGAUGUCCAGAAAAGUUUCAUAAAAGCAACAUGUGAAGAAAACAGCCAGAAGAGCGUACUGGAUGUGCUAAGAUCGUUCGCUGAAUUUACGAACCAGAGAGUCCUCUACAAAAGUCAGCCCAGAUCCUCCAGACAGGCUACACAAGGGGCUGGGGAGAUGGGGCAGAUCUUCGAACAACUUGCCAACUCUGAGCUUGCGAUUUUCGACAAAUAUUGCCAGAACAGUACCAUAUGUCUUCCAGGUCCGAAGGGUGACCAGGGAGAGAAAGGUGACCCCGGGAUCAAAGGUGAUGCUGGGUCUCCGGGUACACAGGGGUUAAAUGGACCUAAAGGCGAAAUGGGCCAACAAGGUCCACAGGGAAGUAUGGGGCCUCUGGGUGCACAGGGACCUAAAGGCGACAAUGGAUUGAUAGGUCCAAAGGGGUCUAUCGGGCUAGCUGGACCUGCGGGCACAAAGGGUGACGUGGGGAUAAGGGGACCGAAGGGAGAAAUGGGCCCAUCAGGAAUUCAAGGCCCUGCUGGAUCCAAUGGAGCUGCAGGACCACAGGGCAUUCAGGGAAUAAGGGGACUACAGGGUCCAGCCGGACCUGCUGGUCUUGACGGAGCAAUAGGACAAAAGGGAGCCACAGGAAGUAUUGGCCCACAAGGAGCAAAGGGAGAACGCGGUGUGGCGGGGCUAACAGGUCCUAAAGGGGAGCCCGGAGUGGCGGGGCUAACAGGUCCUAAAGGGGAGCCCGGAGAAGCCCGCCAGGUGCCAGUCGAGGUGGACGAUAAGAACUCCUGUUGUGAAAGUUUAGCUAUUCCGAGUUUCACUUCCUCCUUGGAGCAGAUCAAGAUCAUUGAGGGUACCCCUGUCGUCCUCAGAUGUAACCCUAGAGGUCUACCCACUCCUACAAUCCAAUGGACGCCGUCAGCCACAUCUCUUGGCGCCACGCAUGCGCAAACACAAGGAAAUGACAUCACAAUCAGUAGCGCUGCAACCGGUGAUAGCGGGACAUAUGUUUGUAAUGCUGGAAAUGUGUUAGGGAAUGCCCAGAAACAGAUCGUGCUGGACGUGUAUAAACACAUCGUGGUUGAGGAGCGACCUCAGAACCUCACAGUCCUAAAUGGACAAUCGGUCACGCUUGAGUGUAAAUUUGAGGGAAAUCCUAUCCCGAGUGUCACGUGGUUUCACAAGAACCUUGCUGGAAUUUCCGAAGCUGUGACGUCAGGGAUCACACCUAUCGUGAAUGGAUCCCAGCUCCACCUCAGUCAUGUCGCUCCCGGGGACAUUGGCGAGUAUAUCUGUUACGGGUCUAACGGAGUGGAGACUGUCGACCUGCACGCCUUCUUAGACGCUCAAGCCAAGCGUAAACAACGCAUACGAAGAUAAGGAUGGCACCCUUGUUAUAAUGAGCGUGACGAAACAAGAUGCCGGACCAUACAUAUGUAGGGCCACCAACGCUUUCGGAACAGAUACCGCAACGACCACACUCGUAGUGAAAGAAGCGGCCAAAGCAGAGAUUGCGACGCCAAUGGUUGGAGUAAAGCAAAAUGUCAACAAUUUUGCUUUGGACUGCAGAGCAUCCGGUGAACUACCUCGAAGUGUCACGUGGUACCACAACGGCCAGAUUGUGUCCCCUGACCCUACUCACUACAUCAUGCCAGACAACACCCUGUUAGUACUGAGUAUGUCCAAACCUCAGGAGUUUGGCCGUUAUACAUGUAAGGUUUCUGAUGCCAACGGAUCGGCGAACCAAACUGCAUUAGUGUUUGAAGAUAAGGGGGCAAAAUCGUGUUCAUCAACAUUUACAACCUGCGAGGUAAUUUGUGGGGCCACCUGUCCAGCUAACUGUGCGAGUGAUCCGACAGCCGUUUACGGUACAUCACGCUAUGAUUUGAGUUCCUCGCUGUGUAGGAGUGGAAUCCACAGUGGAUACGUUCAACCGUCCGGCGGAACCAUUGUCUGGCAGACAACACUACAGCAGAUACCGUCGUACAGUGGUUCAACCAAGUACGGGGUAACAAGUCAGAACCUCGGUUCACCAACAUCCGCCUUUGAUGGUGUGCCCAUAACGAACUAAAACCAUAUUACUAAAUUAUGUAACAGAACUUAAUAAAGGGAUUUUCUAAACUUA